This is a messenger RNA of Anneissia japonica, 1731 nucleotides long. Its product is annotated as POC1 centriolar protein homolog A-like. NCBI's taxonomy places the organism in Eukaryota, Metazoa, Echinodermata, Crinoidea, Comatulida, Comatulidae. Gene Ontology annotation, molecular function: protein binding. The coding region runs from base 122 to 1546 and encodes 474 amino acids. The record is from RefSeq and is a predicted model, not a curated record. The transcript is spliced from 12 exons. Gene Ontology annotation, biological process: cilium assembly. Gene Ontology annotation, cellular component: ciliary basal body; centriole.
AGACGAUCUGGAAACCUUACGCAUGCGUAACCGCCAAGUUUAAAAGGAAACUUUCGCUGUGUUGUGUUUGAAAUUCCUCCGGUCUACACUAUUUUGGGGUCUUAUAAACAUAGCAACAAUAAUGGCUAGUGUUUUAGAGGAUCCGACCAUGGAGAGGCAUUUCAAAGGUCAUCGAGACACAAUUACAAGCGUUGACUUUAAUCCAAAUAUGAAGCAAUUAGCAUCUGGUUCAAUGGAUUCAUGCCUUAUGGUGUGGAAUUUCAAGCCACAGAUGAGAGCAUACAGAUUCGUUGGACACAAGGAUGCUGUUCUAUCUGUGAACUUCUCCCCCUCUGGUCAUCUGGUGGCCUCGGCAUCCAGAGAUAAGACUGUCCGCUUGUGGAUUCCUAGUGUUAAAGGUGAAUCAACCGUAUACAAAGCCCACACUGCAACUGUCAGGAGCGUGGAGUUCUCAAAUUGCGGUCAGUAUUUGGUGACCGCUUCCGAUGACAAGACAGUGAAGGUAUGGACUGUUCAUCGGCAAAAGUUUCAAUUCUCGUUAAGCCAACAUAUGAAUUGGGUUCGCUGUGCUAAGUGGUCACCAGAUGGUCGCUUGAUCGUGUCGGGCAGUGAUGACAAAACUGUCAAAAUAUGGGAUAAAACAAGUAAAGAAUGUAUUCACACCUUUUUUGAACAUGGAGGGUUUGUGAAUUGUGUAGCAUUUCACCCCAGUGGCACAUGCAUUGCUGCUGGAGGAACAGAUAACACUGUCAAAGUCUGGGACAUUCGCAUGAAUAAGUUGCUACAACACUAUCAAGUUCACAGCGGAGCGAUCAACGGCGUUUCGUUUCAUCCCACGGGCAAUUAUCUUCUAUCAGCUUCUAAUGACUCCACCCUUAAAGUACUGGAUCUUCUUGAAGGUCGUCUCUUCUACACAUUACAUGGACAUCAGGGUGCAGCAACAGCAGCAGCAUUCUCUAGAACUGGUGAAUAUUUUGGCUCUGGUGGCGCUGAUGAACAGGUGAUGGUUUGGAAGACAAAUUUUGACCAGAUUGAUUACAGUGAGGUCUUGGAAUCGCAUAAAGCACGGACUCAAACUCACGCCCCUCCACCACAUAUUCACGACAUCCACCCACGAUCACCGUUGUACCGCUCAUCGGCCACUCAAAAUCCAACAGAAGUUGAUGCCGGCAAGGUGCCAAAGAAUAUGACAGCAGGAACACCUAAUGUUACUAACAUAGGACCAGCAUUGUUUUCACAACCAAAGAUGGACCAGCCAUCUCUUGCUGAGUUUGGGAUCACAUCUGCAGAUCAAGAGAGGCGGGGGUUAGGAGGAACAGGUUUUCCAGAUGUGUCAAUGAUUCAAGGUUCUGCCACUGCACCUUUGGAGGUGAAAGAGAUUCCACCAGGACUCUCCAAAACUCUGGAGACUAUAGUUGGCCAGUUGGACGUACUUACUCAGACAGUUAAUAUUCUUGAACAGCGGUUGACGAUGACAGAAGACAAGCUGCGAGAGGUACUUGAUAAUCAACAGAAGAUAACUUUACAAGUACGUCCAACGGAGUGAGGAAGAGACUAAUUAUGAAGGUGGAUGCUAGAUCCCACCAUGUUUAUGCCGUAGUUAGAGAAUCCAUAUUAUAUAUAUGUAUAUAAUAUAUAUUGUAUGUAUUAUAUAUAUUUUAUAUUGUCUUUUUACUAGUUUUUGAAUACUCUGGCUCGAUGCCAGCGUAUUCAAAGUAUGAAAAGUAUAAA